AUGACUCCGCCUUCUCCCUCACCUGUUCCGUCCGCAGUCUCCUCAGCAGCAGCGUCUCAACAUUCACAUGACCCUCGCGAUGGAGACCCUUCGGUAACACGAGCCCUGGCGGGCAUGCAUCUGUCCGCGAUGAACGGGGAUAUGCUCUCUGCGCCGGCCUCCCCGGCCCCGAAACCUCCCAGAGGCAACAUGGCCUCUCGCAUUUCUCGCAUGUUCUCAGGUACGGGGAAGCAGACCCCGACUCGCGACCAGGACGCCGUCCACCGCGAUCACUCCGACAGCAGUUUUGAGAGUGUCCAGCCGACCAACGGCAAAGAAAAGCCCGUUUCGAAACCCUCGUCCCGCGCAAACUCCAGACCCCCGUCUCGCACCCCCUCCCGACAACCAUCCUUGAAAAGUGAGCCCGCGGAAAAUAAUCCGAAGAAGAAGCCGGCCAGCACCAAGGACCCGAAGGAUGGCGCCGCGCCGCAUAAGCGCUUCGAGAUUCUCCCAGAAGGCACCGGCACUCACAACCAUAACCUCCGAAGUGCCCGGCGACAGGAAAAGCUCACCGACCUCCUCCGAGACAUGCUGGGCGGUGGAAGGAGAAAGGGCGACGAUCAGGUGGAGGAGCAGCAGCUGUCUCUGAUGUCGACCUGGAUCGAUCAAUUUAAAACCGAGCGCGAUAAGCUCGCCGCCGACAAGAAGGGUGGACCCAACGCGACAGCAUCUCUGGUGGACAAAUAUGGCAAAUGCCAGGAGAUUGUUGGCCGUGGGGCCUUCGGUAUUGUCCGCAUCUCGCACAAGGUCGAUCCCCAAGACUCCAAGUGCGAGCAACUCUACGCUGUCAAGGAGUUUCGUCGCCGUCCCCAAGAGACGGCUAAAAAGUACCAGAAGCGGUUAACUUCCGAGUUCUGCAUCUCCUCUUCCCUUCGCCACCCCAACGUCAUCCACACCCUCGAUUUGCUCCAAGACGCCAAGGGCGAUUACUGCGAAGUUAUGGAGUACUGCGCCGGUGGCGAUCUGUACACUCUCGUUCUCGCAGCCGGUAAACUAGAAGUCGCCGAAGCCGACUGCUUCUUCAAGCAGUUGAUGCGUGGCGUCGAGUACAUGCACGAGAUGGGCGUGGCUCACCGGGACCUCAAGCCCGAGAACCUACUGUUGACCACCCACGGAGCCCUCAAGAUCACCGACUUCGGCAACGGCGAGUGCUUCCGGAUGGCUUGGGAAAAGGAAGCGCACAUGACGGCCGGCUUGUGCGGCUCCGCACCAUAUAUCGCGCCGGAAGAAUACGUCGAGAAGGAGUUCGAUCCGCGCGCCGUGGACCUGUGGGCCACUGGCGUGAUCUACAUGGCGAUGCGGACGGGGCGGCAUCUCUGGCGCGUGGCGCGCAAGGACGAAGACGAGUUCUACCAGCGGUAUCUGGAGGGCCGUAAGCAUGAGGAUGGCUAUGCGCCGAUCGAGACGCUGCAUCGGGUAAGCGUGGCUGCUCCUGCAGGUCAUUAUGCAGGACAUCGGACUAACUCCGCAUCUUAUAUCCAGGCCCGCUGCCGCAACGUGAUCUACUCUAUUCUGGAUCCGAACCCCUCCCGUCGCAUCAAUGCCUCACAGGUCCUUAAGUCCGAGUGGGUACGACAGAUCAAGCUUUGCAAGGCUGGUGAGGAAGGGUUCUGA
Messenger RNA from Penicillium canariense, 1653 nucleotides. RefSeq names its product serine/threonine protein kinase SAT4. The record is from RefSeq and is a predicted model, not a curated record. Bases 1 to 1653 code for a protein of 550 amino acids. The transcript has a single exon. Gene Ontology annotation, biological process: intracellular signal transduction; protein phosphorylation; intracellular monoatomic cation homeostasis. Gene Ontology annotation, molecular function: ATP binding; protein serine/threonine kinase activity. NCBI's taxonomy places the organism in Eukaryota, Fungi, Ascomycota, Eurotiomycetes, Eurotiales, Aspergillaceae.